CUCAGACAAGUAUGCAUUGGGCGGACAAGCACGGGAUCACCGGAGUGAUCUAUGCUGGUAUCCUGCUCAAUUCGCAAGUAACAUUGGCGCCGCCAAACGGUCCUGUCCUCAAAGAUUUCAAGUUGGGUAUGCUCGCAGCUACGAGCGUCGAUUUUGGUAUCGACUACACCAACGCUGCCGUCACGCCCGAUGGCAUGCUCGGUCUGGCACUCAGAGCCAUGUCCAAAGGCGAUAUUAAUGGCGCACCCGCCUCGCAGACCAUCGAGCCUAUCGCAGAGGCAAUGGCUUCUCAAGGACUCGUUUCGAAGCGCAAUGCGGGCGUGACGCUACAGAUCAACAGACGCAAGACGCUCACUACACAGAGAGACACCGGCGUGCUUUCAUUUGGAGCUGCUGAUACAUCCCUCAUCAACGGCGAAUUCAAGUAUGCACCUACCGAGCUGGUCUUUGGCAAUCUGUCCUACUGGGCGACGAGGAUCAACAUACCCGCUCUUGGUUUAUCUGAUUCUUCUGUCUCUGAUAAUUUGGCGGUCAUCGAUACAGAGCUCUAUCUGACCAGUCUUCCAGCAACGGUCUAUAACAACUAUAUUGCCAGCAUCCCAGGCGCAAACCUGCAAGCCGGGUUCAUUGUGAUUCCCAAUGAAAGCAUCAAGCACAUGAAGCCACUCGAGCUCAGACUGUCUACCGGUGCCAGUCUCUCCUUGCCAGUGUCUGCUCAACUGCUUCCGGACGCCGUGAACGUGGCUCAGAGUGGGGAUCCGAGCAAAUACGCGCUUGCUAUCUUUGACGGAAGUGUGGAUCAGACGGGCGGCUUCUUGCUGGGCACAAGUUUGCUGGAAUACUUUACGCUUCACCUGGAUUCGGCUCAUUCGCGUAUUGGCUUCGGCGUCAACGCGAACUACAAGCCUUAGAGACGUGCAUGCACGCCUAUCAAAGACCUGCCCUGUAGCCAUAUGAUGCAAUCUUGUACUCCUUGCG
Messenger RNA from Mixia osmundae IAM 14324, 978 nucleotides. RefSeq lists its product as uncharacterized. Gene Ontology annotation, molecular function: aspartic-type endopeptidase activity. Gene Ontology annotation, biological process: proteolysis. Lineage: Eukaryota; Fungi; Basidiomycota; Mixiomycetes; Mixiales; Mixiaceae. The coding region runs from base 12 to 911 and encodes 299 amino acids. The transcript is spliced from 4 exons. The record is from RefSeq and is a predicted model, not a curated record.